UCCUUGGGUAUAGAUUGGCUGAGUAACACGUACGGCGUUUGCUGUUUGGCCCCUACAGGUGACGGUCUUAGAUGCAUCCCCGCCCCCAGCCUGGGCCGGGGUCCGGAGCUCGGCUCCUUGGGGCGGGGGCCAGGAUUGGGGCUAGGGCUAGGGCCAGGGCUGGGCCAGGGGCUGGAGCCAGAGCCAGGGCUGGAGUUGGGGUCCGGGCGUCCGCAUUGACAUCUCUGUCAAUUGGACCAUGGAGUCUGGCGCUUGCCCAAGCCCCCAGCGCCUGCUUAUCUGCCUGCAGCCGCUCUUCCUCUUGCUGCUUCUGGGGCCCAGCCGACCUGGCUCCGCUGAGGAGGUUGUCCUUCUGGAUUCCAAGGAAUCCCAGGCUGAGCUAGGAUGGACUGCACUGCCCAGUAAUGGGUGGGAGGAAAUCAGUGGAGUGGAUGAGAACGACCGACCAAUCCGAACCUACCAGGUGUGUAACGUGCUGGAACCCAACCAGAACAACUGGCUGCAGACAGGUUGGAUUGGGCGGCGCGGCGGGCAGAGGAUUUUCAUCGAGCUCAAGUUCACCCUUCGGGAUUGUAGCAGCAUCCCAGGGGUGGCCGGAUCUUGCAAGGAGACCUUCAACCUGUACUACACGGAGGCCGAGGCAGAGGCUGGGGCAGGCGUCGAAGGGGAAGGAAAGGCUGGGGCUGCUCUAGGAGGAACCUUGCUGGAGAGCCGCCAGCGCAAGGUGGCCACCAUCGCAGCAGACGAGAGCUUCACGCAGGGGGAUCUGGGCGAGCGCAAGAUGAAGCUCAACGUGGAGGUGAGGGAGAUCGGGCCCCUGAGCAGGGACGGCUUCCACCUGGCCUUCCAAGAUGUGGGUGCCUGCGUGGCCCUGGUCUCGGUGCGAGUCUAUUACAAGCAGUGCCUGGCCACGGUGCAGAACCUGGCAGCCUUCCCAGACACCGUGGCCGAGGCUGCCUUCUCCUCGCUGGUGGAGGUCACUGGCACGUGUGUGGCCCACUCGGAGGGGGAGCCCGGCCGCCCUCCCCCUCGAAUGCACUGCAGUGCCGAUGGGGAGUGGCUCGUGCCUGUGGGCAGGUGCAGCUGCAGCGCUGGCUUCCAGGAGCGCGAGGAGUCCUGUGAAGCCUGCCCCCCUGGAUUUUAUAAGGUGUCCCCGCGGAGGCCACUCUGUUCCCCGUGCCCCGAGCAUAGCAGCGCUCUGGCCAACGCCUCCACGCUCUGCGUCUGCCAGGACAGCUACUCCCGCUCCCCAGCGGACCCACCCUCGGCCUCCUGCACCCGUCCUCCGACUGCCCCCCGGGAUCUGGUCUACAGGCUGAGCCGCUCCACUCUGCUGCUGCGCUGGAAUCCCCCGGAGGACUCUGGCGGCCGCUCGGACAUCACUUACACCGUCCUGUGCCAGCGUUGCGGCGAGGAUGACCCGGGCGUGGAUCAGGGGCAAGGGUUUGGCCAGGGAUCCGAGGGUGCCGAGGGCACCUGCGAACCCUGCGGACCCAGCGUGAGUUUUGUGCCACGCCAGACCGGAUUGCGAGAGAGGACAGUCACCUUGCUCCACCUGCUCCCGCACUCCCGCUACACCAUCCGGGUGGCGGCGCUCAACGGCGUCUCCGGCCUGGGCGCUGUGGGGACCACUUAUGCCCAGGUCACAGUGCCCACGGGUCUGGCGGGAUCCAGUGGAGUGACUGAGAUCCAUCCAGACCGAGUGGAACCCAAGAGUGUCUCCCUCUCCUGGGAGGAGCCAGGGUUCCCAGGGGUCCCAGGAGCCAACAACACUGAGUAUGAAAUUCAGUACUUUGAGAAGGGUCAGAGGGAGCAGACCUAUGCCACUGUCAGGACAGGAGCACCUGCUGUCACAGUCAAUAACCUGAAGCCAGCAACACUCUAUGUUUUCCAAAUCCGAGCAGCCUCACCCUCCCUCUCCCCAGAAAUUGGAAACUUCACCCCUAGCAUAGAAGUUGAGACGCUAGUGGAGGCUGGCUCCGGGUCCAGGAAGCAGAACCCUGCCGUCGUUGCUGUGAUCGUUGCUGUAACUGUCCUCCUUAUCCUAGGCUUCGGCUUGAGUUUUCUGGCUAUUUGGAAGAGGCAAUGCAUAUAUGGCAAAGGCUUUAGAGGCGGCAAUGAUGAUGAACUCUACUUCCACUUCAAGGUCCCAACGAGAAGGACAUAUAUUGACCUGGAAAACUCUGCUGACCCUAUGCAGGCGUUGCACCUGUUUGCCAAAGAGCUGGACAGCUCCAAUGUCUCUGUCCACAAAAUCAUUGGCACAGGUCAGUUUGGAGACAUGUGCAGUGGCUGCCUGAAGCUGCCAGGUGGACGGAGCCUCCUGGUGGCUGUGCACACUCUAUGUGAUGGAGCUUCGGAAAAGCAGAAGCUUCGUUUCUUGGCGGCAGCCUGUGCUCUGGGUCAGUUUGACCACUCCAACAUUGUCCGGCUGGAAGGCGUCAUCACCAGAGGCAUCACCAUGAUGAUUGUCACUGAAUUCAUGGGCAAUGGGGCCCUGGAUGACUUCCUCAGGAGAUAUGAUGGGCAGCUCACUGUGAAACAGCUGGUGGGGCUGUUGCCGGGGGUAGCUUCUGGAAUGCGGUACCUGUCAGAGAUGGGCUAUGUCCACCGUGGCCUGGCUGCCCGUCAUGUACUAGUCAGCAAUGGCCUUGACUGCAAGAUCUCAGGCUUCGGGCAGGGCCCCCAGGACCAGGCUGAAGCUGUUUAUACUACGUUGAGUGGCAGGAGCCCAGUUCUAUGGGCAGCCCCCGAGACUGUCCAGUUGGGCCAGUUUACCUCAUCCAGUGAUGUGUGGAGCUUUGGAAUCCUCAUGUGGGAGGUGAUGGCAUUUGGAGAGCGGCCAUACUGGGACAUGUCCAGCCAGGAUGUGAUCCAGGCCGUGGAGGAUGGCUUCCGGCUCCCACCUCCCCGGAGCUGCCCCUCCGCACUGCACCAGCUCAUGCUCCACUGUUGGCGGAAGAACCCCAAGGAGCGACCUAGGUUCACACAAAUCCAUAGUAUCCUGUGCAAGAUGGCAAAGGACCCGGAGAAUCCCCCAAUUACGGCCCUCACCUGCCCCAGAUACGUCCCAGACAACCUCACCUGUCCCAGAUAUAUCCCUGACAUCCUCACUCUCAACUGUCCCAGGUCUGUGGAUGAGUGGCUGGAGGCCCUGAACUUGGACCAAUACAAGAAUAGGUUUGCCUGUGCCGGUUAUAAAUGCCUGGAGUCUGUGGCCAUGUUGAGUCUUGAUGACUUGUUCCGUCUCGGCAUCUUCAAUCGAGCGCAUCGAGAUAUCCUCCUGAGUGGGAUUCGGAUGCUUCGGACCCAAGUCAUUGAGCUGCAGGGCCAAGGGGUGCAAGUGUGAGCUGGGUUCCUCCUUCUCUCCUGUUUGUGAGGCUCAAGGACACUGGCUCUUUGGCCCUGCCCUAUCCCCCGCUCAGCUCUCUUCUCUGGCUGGGAGGUUGUUGGCCUCCUGGGGCUUCUGAUACCUUUUCUGACCUCAAGCCACCAGACUCCAAGCUUCUAGCCCUGUGGAUCCCAGGGCCUAGAGCCUGCCUGGAGGAGUGAAGCAGGCGUGGUGGCAGGGGGUCAGUAACUCUCCUACUUCUCAGUCCCAGCCCGCUCUGUUCCUCUAAACAGCUUUCUGCCCCACUAUUCCCAGUUCCCCAUGCCCUAAUCUCCACAAUCAGUCUUUAUUCCCCAACCGGCUCCUCCCUGUGGGACCCUCAGGCCUGUGAGAGAAGAUGGGGGGCUCUGGGAAGUACGUGUGAUGAGCAUUCUCAAUUCUAGUCUCCCAAUUCUUCCACUGCUCCCUUCCCCACUCACACCUGGUUUUGUCCCCAUCUGGGAUGGGAUUCAAGGGAGGGAAGAGGUAGCUGAAGCAUGAGAAGGGGACAUUUGUUUCUGUGGCCCUACCUAGUCCUAGAAGAGGGGGCCCCUUUCCUUCCAGCCCCCCGGAUCUCCUAAAGCCUAAGCAGGAAGCCGGAGAGGAGCCCAGCUUGGCACUGGGAGCAGCCAGGAAGCCUUGGGAUCUAGCUAGCUAACCUGAAGGUUGGUCUUAGCCUCCCCCGUCUCAGGUGCUUAUCAAGACACAUCUGUCUGUCUUCUGUUCAUCUGGGUCCCUCUUCAGGGCCAUCUCAUCUACUCCCAACGUCAUCCAUCCCCCAGAUUCAUAGACCGAUGAGAAUCUGUCCUCCUUAAAGAUAUCACUGCCUCCUUGGAAGUUCUGCAACAGGUCUAGUCUUUCUUGCUGCCAGUUCCUUUUCACCUGGAGUCAGAGAGGAGCUCACCUUCUGAGUGACUCACCUGGGAUCUGCCACACUCACGCCGCCGCCAGCCUGGGGGGAGGAGGGAGACAAACAGGGUUUUCAUUUUGAAUUCCUUUACACAAGAGCAGGGAUUGGACUUUUCCCCUCCCUGUAUCUGGUCCCAGGUAAGAACUCUGAGCUGCUCUUCUCUUCUCAGCCCACAAAACCCCAUUAUUUAGCCUCCAGGGAGUAUGGGGAAGAGAAUCCUAGAAUGUCAAACCCCAAAGAGAGCUGAGAUAACUUGGCUCAGCCUUAGAGAAAGCAAGUUCCAGAUCUGGGAAACAACUUGCUCAAAGUUGCUGAGUGAGUAGGAGAGCUGGUACUAGAACUGGGGUUUCCUGGCUCUUGGGGCUCUUCCCAUUUCAUCAGGAGGACUCCUAGGAAAGCCUUGAGUGUCUUACCCUGGACUUUAACUGCCUUCCGAUAGAGGGGCCCAGAGGAGGGAAGCCAGAGAAGGUCUUUAGGUGCCAAGGUGGGCUUUAAAGGUUGGGCAACAGUAAAGAGACAGGCAGGGUACAGAGCAUCCCUGGAUCCAAGUGAAUGGUGAUUUGGGAGGGAAGGGUGAGUUGCAAUUCAAUGCCUGGCAUGAGUGAGAUAAGCUGGAGAAUAGGGAAGUUGGGUGGGCUGGGAAGAAGGCUAGGGGGCCAGGAAUGGGGGACUUAUUCCUAACUGGUCUGUAUUGGACCAAGGAAAGAAGGGUCAAGGAAAGCAAGUCCCUCACCCUCCCACUCCCAGGCACACUACUUCCCCAGGACAAAACAUCUCUGCCUCCUCAGAGGAGGGAAUCUGGGGCUAGAAAGGAGCUAUGGGUGCUGUCUGGAAUUCUCUUUUUUCUUUUCCAAGGAGAGGGAUCCUAGGCUCCAGUGAGUUAGCUGUCCUCUAACUUUCACACUGUAGCUUGUGACAUCUAAGGAUGGGUUGAAAGGAUUGGUGAUGUUAACUGGAAGAAGAAGAAGAAGAAGAGAUCUUGAUGGGGAUGAGAGCCUGUCGUACAAUAUCUGAAGGGUUGUCCCAAGAUAAAUAUACUUGGUUGGUUUGUCCCGAGGGCAGGGCUUGGAGAAAUGGAGGGGACCGGCAGGGAGCUGACUCCCUGACAAUCCCAAGAUAGAAUGGACUUGGGGUGGGGGGUGCUGGAGUACAAUUUGGUGACAGUGCUGUAAAGAACAUUUCUAUACAAGGAACAGUGGUAGGAAAUGCCCUCUGUCCCUCCUGGGGUCCCCCCUGCCCACCUCUGGGACUUCGUGAUUACACUCCCAGUUAUACAUGGUCUACACCCCCCCCCAUUCUAUACAGAUCUAUUUUUAUAUGGAAGUUAAUUUCACCACAGUGUAAGCCAAUGGGGCGGAGGGGGCGAGGUGUGAUGGGGUGGGGGUGGGGGGUUCUUUGUGAUUUGAUUUCUUUGGUUAAUUUUGGAGAUGUUUUGUAUUUAUGGGGUCCUGUCUGCUACAUGCAAUAAUAAAGAUGUAUGGACAUCUGGACUGUGAAAUAAA
Messenger RNA from Monodelphis domestica (gray short-tailed opossum), 5782 nucleotides. RefSeq names its product EPH receptor A10 (gene EPHA10). Lineage: Eukaryota; Metazoa; Chordata; Mammalia; Didelphimorphia; Didelphidae. Gene Ontology annotation, cellular component: plasma membrane; dendrite. Gene Ontology annotation, molecular function: ATP binding; transmembrane-ephrin receptor activity; protein binding. The record is from RefSeq and is a predicted model, not a curated record. Gene Ontology annotation, biological process: ephrin receptor signaling pathway; axon guidance; protein phosphorylation.